AUGGGUUACAAGACUGUCUCUAAAUCUUGUACUAUUGUUCUGAAGGGUGUAGGGCCGGUAUUAAAAGGUGCAGACUCUCAUGCUUUUCCCUUCUGUCUCUUUUUCUUUCCCACAGAUGAACACAAUGACGUGCAGAAGAAAACCUUUACCAAAUGGAUAAAUGCUCGAUUUUCAAAGAGUGGGAAACCACCCAUCAAUGAUAUGUUCACAGACCUCAAAGAUGGAAGGAAGCUAUUGGAUCUUCUAGAAGGCCUCACGGGAACAUCACUGCCAAAGGAACGUGGUUCCACAAGAGUACAUGCCUUAAAUAACGUCAACAGAGUGCUGCAGGUUUUACAUCAGAAUAAUGUGGAACUAGUAAACAUAGGAGGUACUGACAUUGUAGAUGGAAACCACAAACUGACUUUGGGAUUACUUUGGAGCAUCAUUUUGCACUGGCAGGUAAAAGAUGUCAUGAAGGAUGUCAUGUCAGACCUGCAGCAGACAAACAGCGAGAAGAUCCUGCUGAGCUGGGUGCGUCAGACCACCAGGCCGUACAGCCAAGUCAAUGUGCUCAACUUCACCACCAGCUGGACGGACGGGCUGGCCUUUAAUGCCGUGCUCCACCGACAUAAACCUGAUCUCUUCAGCUGGGAUAAAGUUGUCAAAAUGUCCCCAAUAGAGAGACUUGAACAUGCCUUCAGCAAGGCUCAGACUUAUUUGGGAAUUGAAAAGCUAUUAGAUCCUGAAGAUGUUGCUGUUCAGCUUCCUGACAAGAAAUCCAUAAUUAUGUAUUUAACAUCUUUGUUUGAGGUGCUACCUCAGCAAGUCACUAUAGAUGCCAUCCGUGAGGUAGAGACACUCCCAAGGAAAUACAAGAAAGAAUGUGAAGAAGAAGAAAUUAAUGUACAGAGCACAGCUCCCGAGGAGGAACGCGGGAGUCCUGGAGCUGAAACCCCCAGCACUGUCACCGAGGUGGACAUGGAUCUGGACAGCUAUCAGAUAGCCCUGGAAGAGGUGCUGACCUGGCUGCUUUCUGCUGAGGACACUUUCCAGGAGCAGGAUGACAUUUCUGAUGAUGUUGAAGAAGUCAAAGACCAGUUUGCAACCCAUGAAGCUUUUAUGAUGGAGCUAACUGCACACCAGAGCAGUGUGGGAAGCGUCCUACAGGCGGGGAACCAGCUGAUAACACAAGGAACUCUGUCAGAUGAAGAGGAGUUUGAAAUUCAGGAACAAAUGACCCUCCUGAAUGCUAGAUGGGAAGCGCUUAGGGUGGAGAGUAUGGACAGACAGUCUCGGCUGCACGAUGUGCUGAUGGAACUGCAGAAGAAGCAGCUGCAGCAGCUCUCUGCCUGGUUAACGCUCACGGAGGAACGCAUUCAGAAGAUGGAAACUUGCCCCCUGGACGAUGAUUUAAAUGCCUUGCAAAAGCUGCUAGAAGAACAUAAAAGUUUGCAAAAUGAUCUCGAGGCUGAACAGGUGAAAGUAAAUUCAUUAACUCACAUGGUGGUAAUUGUGGAUGAAAACAGUGGCGAGAGUGCUACGGCUGUUCUAGAAGAUCAGUUACAGAAACUUGGUGAGCGCUGGACGGCGGUGUGCCGUUGGACCGAAGAACGCUGGAACAGAUUACAAGAAAUCAAUAUGUUGUGGCAGGAAUUAUUGGAAGAACAGUGCUUGUUAAAAGCUUGGUUAACCGAAAAAGAAGAAGCUUUAAAUAAAGUCCAGACAAGCAACUUCAAAGACCAAAAGGAACUAAGUGUCAGUGUUCGACGUCUGGCUAUUUUGAAGGAAGACAUGGAAAUGAAGCGUCAAACAUUGGAUCAGCUGAGUGAGAUUGGCCAGGAUGUGAGUCAGUUACUUGAUAACCCCAGGGCAUCUAAGAAGAUCAACAGUGACUCAGAAGAACUGACUCAAAGAUGGGAUUCUUUGGUUCAGAGACUAGAAGAUUCAUCCAACCAGGUGACUCAGGCUGUAGCAAAGCUGGGAAUGUCUCAGAUUCCUCAGAAGGAUCUUUUGGAGACUGUUCGUGUAAGAGAACAAGUAACUGCAAAAAAGUCUAAGCAGGAGCUGCCUCCUCCUCCUCCUCCAAAGAAGAGACAGAUCCAUGUGGAUAUGGAAGCUAAGAAAAACUUCUGCUUACAGGAUCAGUGCACCUCUGAGUUGCAAACAGCAGUGGUCGAAUGUUUACUUGGAUUAGAAAAAGAACAGACAGAAAGAAUCCCCAGACUGGAUGAAUUAAAACAAACUGGACAAAUCCUUGUGGAACAAAUGGGAAAAGAAGGUCUUCCUACUGAAGAAAUAAAAAAUGUUCUGGAGAAGGUUUUAGCAGAAUGGAAGAAUGUAUCUCAGCGUUUGGAAGAUCUGGCAAGAAAGAUUCAGCUGCAGGAAGAUAUAAACGCUUAUUUUAAGCAGCUUGAAGAGCUUGAAAAGGUCAUAAAGACAAAGGAGGAGUGGAUGAAACGCACUCCCUUUUCUGAAUCUCCCCAGCAGUCCUUGACAAAUUUGAAGGAUUCCUGUCAGCGGGAAUUGACAAAUCUCCUUGGCCUCAACCCCAAAAUUGAAAUGGCGCGCGAGAGCUGCUUGGCUCUGAAGUCUCGGCCUUCUGCCCCGGAUUUUGUCCAGCAAGGCUUUGAUAGAUUUCUGGGCCGUUACCAAGCUGUACAACGGGCUUUAGAGGAUCGUCAGCAACAGCUAGAGAAUGAACUGAAGAGCCAACCUGGACAUGAAUAUUUGGAAACAUUGAAAACACUGAAAGAUAUGUUAAGUGAUUCAGAAAGUAAGGCCCAGACAUCUCUGAAUGUCCUUAAUGAUCUUACCAAGGUAGAGAAGGCCCUGCAAGAAAAAAAGGCUGAUUCAAAAGUCAUUGAGAAAUGGAUGGAUGGGGCGAAAGACUUCUUAAUGAAAGAGCAGGCUGCCCAGGGAGACGCCGCAGGUCUGCAGAGGCAGCUAGACCAGUGCUCUGCAUUUGUUAAUGAAAUAGAAACAGUUGAAUUAUCUCUGAAAAACAUGAAAGAAAUAGAAACUAACCUUCGAAGCUGUCCAAUUGCUGGAAUCAAAACUUGGGUGCAGACAAGACUAGUUGACUAUCAAACCCAACUGGAGAAAUUUAGCAAGGAGAUUGCUAUUCAAAGAAGUAGGUUGUCUGAAAGUCAGGAAAAAGCCGUGAACCUGAAGAAAGACUUGGCGGAGAUGCAGGAAUGGAUGACACAGGCUGAGGAGGAGUACUUGGAGAGGGAUUUUGAGUACAAGUCUCCAGAAGAGCUUGAGAGUGCUGUGGAGGAAAUGAAGAGGGCAAAGGAGGAUGUGUUGCAGAAGGAGGUGAGGGUGAAGAUUCUCAAAGACAACAUCAAGUUAUUAGCUGCCAAAGUGCCCUCUGGUGGCCAGGAGUUGACGUCUGAGCUGAAUGUCGUGCUGGAGAAUUACCAACUUCUUUGUAAUAGAAUUCGAGGAAAGUGCCACACGCUAGAGGAGGUCUGGUCCUGUUGGAUUGAACUGCUUCACUAUUUGGAUCUUGAAACCACCUGGUUAAACACCUUGGAAGAGCGGAUGAAGAGCACAGAGGUCCUGCCUGAGAAGACGGAUGCUGUCAACGAAGCCCUAGAGUCUCUGGAAUCUGUUUUGCGCCACCCAGCAGAUAAUCGCACCCAGAUCCGGGAACUUGGCCAGACUCUGAUUGACGGAGGGAUUCUCGAUGAUAUAAUCAGUGAGAAACUGGAGGCUUUUAACAGCCGAUACGAAGAGCUGAGUCAUCUGGCAGAGAGCAAGCAGAUUUCUUUGGAAAAGCAGCUCCAGGUCCUGCGGGAAACUGAUCACAUGCUUCAAGUCUUACAGGAGAGCUUGGGGGAGCUGGACAAACAGCUCACCACGUACUUGACUGAUAGGAUAGACGCUUUCCAAGUUCCCCAGGAAGCUCAGAAAAUCCAAGCAGAGAUCUCGGCCCAUGAACUAACCCUAGAGGAGCUGAGAAGAAAUAUGCGUUCUCAGCUCCCGACUUCCCCAGAGGGCAGGGCUGCUCGAGGAGGAAGUCAGACGGAUGUGCUACAGAGGAAACUUCGAGAGGUGUCCACAAAGUUCCAGCUUUUCCAGAAGCCCGCUAACUUUGAGCAGCGCAUGCUUGACUGUAAGCGCGUGCUGGAUGGUGUGAAAGCAGAACUUCACGUUCUGGAUGUGAAGGAUGUAGACCCUGAUGUCAUACAGACCCACCUGGACAAGUGCAUGGUGACAGAAGGAAAACAGGAUCUGGAAAGAGCAUCCCAGUUGGCCCGGAAAAUGAAGAAAGAAGCUGCUUCUCUCUCGGAGUGGCUUUCUGUUACUGAAACUGAAUUGGUACAGAAGUCCACUUCAGAAGGUCUGCUUGGUGACCUGGAUACAGAAAUUUCCUGGGCUAAAAAUGUUCUGAAGGAUCUGGAAAAGAGAAAAGCUGAUUUAAAUACCAUCACGGAGAGUAGUGCUGCCCUGCAGAACUUGAUUGAGGGCAGCGAGCCUAUCUUAGAGGAGAGGCUCUGUGUCCUUAACGCUGGGUGGAGCCGCGUUCGCACGUGGACUGAGGAUUGGUGCAAUACCUUGAUGAACCAUCGGAACCAGUUGGAAAUAUUUGAUGGAAAUGUGGCUCACAUAAGUACCUGGCUUUAUCAAGCUGAAGCUCUACUGGAUGAAAUUGAAAAAAAACCAGCAAGUAAACGGGAAGAAAUUGUGAAGCGUUUAAUAUCUGAGCUGGAUGAUGCCAACCUCCAGGUGGAAAACGUCCGUGAUCAAGCCAUUAUUUUGAUGACUGCACGUGGAAGCUCGAGCAGGGAGCUUGUAGAACCAAAAUUAGCUGAACUGAAUAGGAACUUUGACAAGGUGUCUCAACAUAUCAAAAGUGCCAAAUUGCUAAUUGAUCAGGAACCAUUAUCCUACCAACGUUUGGUCACCACUGAAACAUUUGAAGCUGAUAUGCCUUUCUCUGAGUUGGAAAAAUUAGAAAAUGACAUAGAAAAUAUGUUAAAAGUUGUGGAAAAACACUUAGAAUCCAGCGAUGAAGAUGAAAAGGUGGAUGAGGAGAGAGCCCAGAUUGAGGAAGUUCUACAAAGAGGAGAACAAAUGUUACAUCAGCCUAUGGAGGAUAACAAAAAAGAAAAGAUCCGUUUGCAGUUAUUACUUUUGCAUACAAGAUACAACAAAAUUAAGGCAGUCCCUAUUCAACAAAGGAAAACAGGUCAACUUGCUUCUGGAAUUCGAUCAUCACUUCUCCCCACAGAUUAUCUGGUUGAAAUUAACAGAAUUUUACUUUCCAUGGAUGAUGUUGAAUUAUCACUUAAUGUUCCAGAGCUAAAUACCGCGACCUAUGAAGACUUCUCUUCUCAGGAAGACUCUCUGAAGAAUAUCAAAGACCAACUGGACAAACUUGGAGAGCAGAUUGCAGUCAUUCAUGAAAAACAACCAGAUGUUAUUCUUGACGCCUCUGGACCCGAAGCCAUUCAGAUCAGAGAUACUCUGACUCAGCUGAAUGCCAAGUGGGACAGAGUUAACAGAAUGUACAGUGAUCGUAAAGGUUAUUUUGAUAGAGCUGUGGAAGAAUGGAGACAGUUCCAUUGUGACCUUAAUGACCUCACACAGUGGAUAACGGAAGCUGAAGAGUUGCUGGUCGAUACCUGUGCCCCAGGUGGCAGUUUGGACUUGGAGAAAGCCAGGAGACAUCAGCAGGAACUCGAAGAGGGCAUUAGUAGCCACCAGCCCGGUUUGGCAGCACUAAAUCGUACUGGGGAUAGGAUUGUCCAGAAACUCUCCCCGACAGAUGGAAGCUUCCUGAAAGACAAGCUGGCAGGGUUAAACCAACGCUGGACUGCGAUCAUUGCAGAAGUGACGGAUAGGCAACCCAGAUUUUGUGUUUUGAUAUGCAGAGAACUGCCUACCACACCGAAGGAACGCAUCCAGGAGCCCUGUUCUGUUUCACAGACAAGGAUUGCUGCUCAUCCUGGUGUCCAAAAGGUGGUGCUAGUAUCAUCUGCGUCAGAUAUUCCUGUUCCGUCUCCCCGUACUUCAGAAAUUUCAGUUCCUGCUGAUCUUGAUAAAACUAUAACAGAACUAGCCGACUGGCUGGUAUUGAUCGACCAAAUGCUGAAGUCCAACAUUGUCACUGUCGGGGAUGUAGAAGAGAUCAAUAAGACCGUUUCCCGAAUGAAAAUUACGAAGGCUGACUUAGAACAGCGCCAUCCUCAGCUGGAUUAUGUUUUUACGUUGGCACAGAAUUUGAAAAAUAAAGCUUCCAGUUCAGAUGUGAGAACAGCAAUCACAGAAAAAUAUCUCAUAGCUACUUUAACUCUCUCCCCUCCACAGACUGUGAAUACGCACCUUCCUGGCCCUUGGGCCUUUUACGGUGUACAACACAAAUUAGCUCCUUACACCCAGCAUGGCGUGGAGUUAAGACAGCAGCAGCUGGAGGACAUGAUCAUCGACAGUCUUCAGUGGGAUGACCACAGGGAAGAGACCGAAGAGCUUAUGAGAAAAUAUGAGGCUCGACUCUAUAUUCUUCAGCAAGCCCGAAGGGAUCCACUUACCAAACAAAUUUCUGAUAACCAAAUAUUGCUUCAAGAACUGGGUCCUGGUGAUGGUAUCAUCAUGGCAUUUGAUAAUGUCCUGCAGAAACUGCUGGAGGAAUAUGGCAGUGAUGACACAAGGAAUGUGAAGGAAACCACUGAGUACUUGAAAACAUCGUGGAUCAAUCUAAAACAAAGCAUUGCUGACAGACAGAAUGCCCUGGAGGCUGAGCUGAGGGCAGUGCAGGCCUCUCGCAGAGACCUGGAGAACUUCCUAAAGUGGAUCCAGGAAGCUGAAACCACAGUGAAUGUGCUCGCGGAUGCCUCUCAGCGGGAGAAUGCUCUUCAGGACGAUAUCUUGGCCAGGGAACUCAAACAGCAGAUGCAGGACAUCCAGGCGGAAAUCGAUGCCCAUAAUGACAUAUUUAAAAGCAUUGAUGGAAACAGACAAAAGAUGGUAAAAGCUUUAGGAAAUUCUGAAGAGGCUACUAUGCUUCAACAUCGACUGGAUGAUAUGAACCAAAGAUGGAAUGACUUAAAGGCAAAAUCUGCUAGCAUCAGGGCCCAUUUGGAGGCCAGUGCUGAGAAGUGGAACAGGUUGCUGAUGUCUUUAGAAGAACUGAUCAAAUGGCUGAAUAUGAAAGAUGAAGAGCUUAAAAAACAAAUGCCUAUUGGAGGAGAUGUUCCAGCCUUACAGCUCCAAUAUGACCAUUGUAAAGCGCUGAGACGGGAGUUAAAGGAGAAAGAAUAUUCUGUCCUGAAUGCUGUCGACCAGGCUCGAGUUUUCCUGGCUGAUCAGCCAAUUGAGGCCCCUGAGGAACCAAGAAGAAACCUACAAUCAAAAACAGAAUUGACUCCCGAGGAGAGAGCCCAAAAGAUUGCCAAAGCCAUGCGCAAACAGUCUUCUGAAGUCAAAGAGAAGUGGGAGAGUCUAAAUGCUGUUAUGAGCAAUUGGCAAAAGCAAGUGGACAAGGCGUUGGAGAAACUCAGAGACCUGCAGGGAGCGAUGGACGAUCUGGACGCUGACAUGAAGGAGGCAGAGUCCGUGCGCAGCGCCUGGAAGCCGGUGGGAGACUUACUCAUCGACUCGCUGCAGGAGCACAUAGAAAAAAACAUGGCAUUUAGGGAAGAAAUUGCACCAAUCCACCUAAAAGUUAAAACAGUGAAUGAUUUAUCCAGUCAGCUGUCUCCACUUGACCUCCAUCCAUCUGUAAAGAUGUCUCGCCAGCUAGAUGACCUUAAUAUGCGAUGGAAACUUUUACAGGUUUCUGUGGACGAUCGCCUUAAACAGCUUCAGGAAGCCCACAGAGAUUUUGGACCAUCCUCUCAGCAUUUCCUUUCUACUUCAGUCCAGCUGCCAUGGCAAAGAUCCAUCUCACAUAAUAAAGUGCCCUAUUACAUCAACCAUCAAACACAGACAACCUGUUGGGAUCAUCCUAAAAUGACUGAACUCUUUCAAUCCCUUGCUGACCUGAAUAAUGUACGUUUCUCUGCCUACCGUACAGCAAUCAAAAUUCGAAGACUACAAAAAGCACUAUGUUUGGAUCUCUUAGAGUUGAAUACAACAAAUGAAGUUUUCAAACAGCACAAGCUGAACCAAAAUGAUCAGCUCCUUAGUGUUCCAGAUGUCAUCAACUGUCUGACAACAACUUACGAUGGACUUGAACAAAUGCAUAAGGAGCUGGUCAACGUUCCGCUCUGUGUGGAUAUGUGUCUCAACUGGUUACUCAAUGUGUAUGACACUGCAAAACAAACUGGGAUCACAGUUAGCCUUAAUAAUAUUGAUGAUGCAAUGAAUACAUUUUCUCCACUUUUAAUAUAUUUGUUUCUUCACCAGAAUAACAACAAGCCUGAGAUAAGUGUGAAAGAGUUUAUAGACUGGAUGCGUUUGGAACCGCAGUCCAUGGUUUGGCUGCCGGUCUUACAUCGAGUGGCAGCAGCUGAGACUGCAAAACAUCAGGCCAAAUGCAACAUCUGUAAAGAAUGUCCAAUUGUUGGAUUCAGGUAUAGAAGUCUGAAGCAUUUUAAUUAUGAUGUCUGCCAGAGUUGCUUUUUUUCUGGUCGAACAGCAAAAGGUCACAAAUUGCAUUAUCCAAUGGUGGAAUAUUGUAUCCCUACAACAUCAGGGGAAGAUGUACGAGACUUCACAAAGGUGCUGAAGAACAAAUUCAGGUCCAAGAAAUACUUUGCCAAACAUCCUCGGCUUGGCUAUCUGCCUGUCCAGACAGUUCUUGAAGGUGACAACUUAGAGACUCCUAUCACACUCAUCAGUAUGUGGCCAGAGCACUAUGACCCCUCCCAGUCUCCUCAGCUGUUUCACGAUGACACUCAUUCAAGGAUAGAACAAUAUGCCACACGACUGGCCCAGAUGGAAAGGACUAAUGGGUCUUUUCUCACUGACAGCAGCUCUACCACAGGAAGUGUGGAAGACGAGCACGCCCUCAUCCAGCAGUACUGCCAGACGCUCGGAGGGGAGUCCCCGGUGAGCCAGCCACAGAGCCCAGCUCAGAUCCUGAAGUCGGUGGAAAGGGAAGAACGUGGAGAACUGGAGCGGAUCAUUGCUGACCUGGAGGAAGAACAAAGAAAUCUGCAGGUGGAAUAUGAGCAGCUGAAGGAGCAGCACCUGAGAAGGGGGCUCCCUGUCGGUUCACCUCCGGACUCGAUUGUAUCUCCUCACCACACGUCCGAGGAUUCAGAACUCAUAGCAGAAGCAAAACUCCUCCGGCAGCACAAAGGUCGGCUGGAGGCGAGGAUGCAGAUUUUAGAAGAUCACAACAAGCAGCUGGAGUCUCAGCUCCAUCGCCUUCGACAGCUGCUGGAGCAGCCUGAAUCCGAUUCCCGAAUCAAUGGCGUCUCCCCCUGGGCCCUGCCACAGCAUUCUGCUCUGAGCUACCCACUGGAACCGGAUCGCAGCCUGCAGUUCCCCCAGGCAGUGGGAGAGGACUUGCUGGCCCCGCCGCGCGACACCAGCACGGACCUCACGGAGGUCAUGGAGCAGAUCAACAGCACGUUUCCAUCCUGCUGCCCAAAUGUCCCCAGCAGGCCACAGGCAAUGUGAAGUAUUCAUCUAGCCAACCCACAUCUCCUGACAUGCAGUAUUGCCCUUUUCAGCAAAUGCCAGUUCCAAGUUCCAUUUAAUCCGAAGCUCCAUGGCGACUUGACCCAUGCUGUUGAGCACUGACUGUGUGUUCUACUGAAGGAGUAAAACACUGACUAUCCAAAGAGAAAGGAUAUUUUGUUUUUAUAAUAACCAUAUAUUAUUGUUUUCUUCUUCCCUUUCUAUGCAACUGUAAAUUAAUGAACAGAGAGGUAUUUGGAAAUGG
This is a messenger RNA of Propithecus coquereli (Coquerel's sifaka), 9820 nucleotides long. RefSeq names its product utrophin (gene UTRN). The record is from RefSeq and is a predicted model, not a curated record. Gene Ontology annotation, cellular component: plasma membrane. The transcript is spliced from 71 exons. Gene Ontology annotation, biological process: synaptic signaling. The coding region runs from base 1 to 9555 and encodes 3184 amino acids. Gene Ontology annotation, molecular function: zinc ion binding; protein binding. NCBI's taxonomy places the organism in Eukaryota, Metazoa, Chordata, Mammalia, Primates, Indriidae.